This is a messenger RNA of Pomacea canaliculata, 6482 nucleotides long. Its product is annotated as vinculin-like. The transcript has 27 exons. The record is from RefSeq and is a predicted model, not a curated record. Gene Ontology annotation, cellular component: actin cytoskeleton. Lineage: Eukaryota; Metazoa; Mollusca; Gastropoda; Architaenioglossa; Ampullariidae. Gene Ontology annotation, molecular function: structural molecule activity; actin filament binding. Gene Ontology annotation, biological process: cell adhesion. Bases 116 to 3418 code for a protein of 1100 amino acids.
CUAGCUCCGCUUCUUCAUUCAGUGACCCGGGUCACGCAGCUCGCAGGCAGCUUGUCAUCGGUUACUAACAACUGUAUUUUUAUAGUGUGCCAAACAAAAGCCAAAGACCAACACCAUGCCUGUCUUCCACACGAAGACAAUCGAGAGUAUUUUGGAGCCAGUGGCCCAGCAAGUGUCACGACUUGUCAUUUUACAUGAGGAGGCAGAGGAUGGAAAUGCGAUGCCUGACCUUGCAGUGCCAGUGCGAGCUGUCAAGGCUGCAGUUGAUAACCUUGUGCGAGUGGGUUAUGAGACCGUCAACAGCAGUGAUGAUCAGAUCUUGAAGCAAGACAUGCCUCCGGCACUCACUCGAGUAGAAGAGUCGUCUCUCUUGCUGCUGGAUGCAUCAGACUUGUUGCGAGCAGAUCCCUACUCUGGGCCUGCUCGCAAAAAGCUCAUCGAAGGCUCCCGAGGAAUUCUGCAGGGAACGUCAGCUCUCUUAUUGGCAUUUGAUGAAUCAGAGGUGCGUAAGAUCGUGCGUGUUUGUAAAAAUGUGCUGGAGUACCUGGCCAUCACAGAAGUUGUUGACCGAAUGGAAGACCUGGUCACCUUUGUCAAGAACCUGAGCCCAGUGCUGACACGGAUGACAAAGAAUGUGGAUGCUCGUGAGAAGGAGCUAACCCAUCAAGUACAUCGCGACAUGCUGCUGCGCUCACUAGAACAGGUUAAAAAUCUCACGCCAGUCCUCAUCUCUGGCAUUAAAAUCUUCAUUACUGCCAAGCAAUCAGGCCAGGGUCUGGUUGAGGCGCAAAACAACCGUGACUACACCGUGAGAAAGAUGUCAGAUGAGAUCCAUGAAAUCAUCCGUGUGCUGCAGCUGACAACAUAUGAUGAGGAAGAGUGGGAUGCAGAUGAUCUGACAGUUAUGAAAAAGGCACAGAAUGCUAUCGAGGGGAAAAUGCAGUCUGCACAGGACUGGCUUCAAGAUCCAGCUGCAUUAGUUGGCAGUGCAGGUGACAAAGCACUCAAGCAGAUUCUAGAUGAUGCUCGCAGGAUUGCAGACCGGUGCACCAACCGGCAGGAGCGAGACACCAUUUUAAAAAAUGUCAGUGACAUUGAAUCUAUGGCCAAUGCUCUUUCAGAACUUCGACAGCAAGGGAAGGGAAGCAGUCCCCAGGCUUUGUCACUGGCACGUGAGAUCCAGAACAAACUACGUGAACUACAGAAGCAAACAGCAAAUAGUAUCACUUCAACUGAGCGCAGUGGCAUCCGCAAGCCAGCCCCAACUGUGGAUGGCAAGGUGGAGCAAGCACGGCAGUGGCUAGCAAACCCAGGCCUGGAUGAUAAGGGGCUAGGUGAGGCAGCUACACGCCUGGUUGUUGAGGAGGGACGUCGAGUGGCCAACUGUUGCACAGGCCCCCAGCGUCAGGAGCUGCUGCGUUUGUGCGAUGAGACAGAAAUUCUGACUAAUCAACUCGCCGACUUAUGCAGACGGGGUCAGGGUAAUGGGCCUCAGGCAAAGGCAAUAGCCCGUAACUUAUCAGAGAAACUUGCUGCCCUCAAGACCAAAAUACAGGAUGCUUUGGUCAGCCAGGUGGCAGAAGACUUUAUUGACAUUUCUACACCACUCAAGCAGCUCAGUGAGGCAGCAAUUAUUCCUGUUGGUACACCGGGAAGGGAAGCCAAUUUUGAGGAGAAGGCACGCAAAUUCCAGGCUCAUGCUCAACGUUUAGCAGAUACUGCAAAUUCUGUAGCAACUGCAGGAGGCUGUCCCAACAAGCAGACAGUGGAAGCCAUUUUCAAAAACUCAGCGCAGGUGAAGGACCUGACCCCCCAAAUUGUGAAUGCAGCACGUGUGCUUUUCACCAACCCAAAUAAUCAAGCAGCAGUGGAACACUUUGAGCUGCUCAAGAAGCAGUGGACAGAGAACAUGGAGCGUCUUCGCUCGUUGGUUGAUGAAGCUGUGGACACAGGAGCUCUCAUUCGGGCUGAAGAGGAAGGUAUUCUGCGAGACACGGAGAGGAUUGAAGAUGGAAUCCGAAACAUUGACUCACCGUUGAUUGUGACAAAUGCAUCAAGCAUUGCUAGGCGAGCUAAUCGAGUGUUGCAGGUUGCUGAGAUGGAGGCACAGAACAGCGAAGAUCCUCUCUUUGUAGACCGCGUCAAUGAAGCUUCAGAAAACCUUAAGUCAUCCAUUACACCAAUGGUGCAGAAUGCCAAGGUCCUGUCAACUAAUCCUCAGAACAGUGCAGCUGCCAGCAGCUGGAGGAAAGCUAAUCAGCAGUUGAUCAGUGCAGUGGGAGGGGUUCGGGAGGCUGUGUCUGUGCGCAGAGAUGGGUACAGUGAGAGGUUUCCACCACCACCGUUGGACAUGGACCAGUUGCACAUUUCAGCUCCACAGAGCUUCCAGGAUGUGCUCCUAGCUGUACCUUUGCACAACAUUCCCCCACCCCCCACACAUCCCCCACCUCCAGAGUGUGCACCGGAGUUUAGGACCAUUUUUCAUCUGCCAACACAAGAGCUGCCAGCGAUGAUCUCCCCAUGCUCCAGUUGGUCUCCCUUCAGUCUCAUGGUUGAUAGCGAAGCUGGUAGAUCCAUCUUAGUUAGAGUUCCAGACUCAUACAGUGUUGAUGGGUACCAGAACUCACCUACACAAGCAUCCUUGAGUCGAGACCACCACGUGGCAACUGACCGAGUGCCUGCUCCGCCCCCAGUCCCCCCACCCCCGGUUCCCCCACCCCCACAGCCUGACUACUAUGGCUACUAUGGCUACGAUGUCCCUCCCAGACCCCCACCUCCAUCAGACAUGGCACCACCAAGACCCCCACCCCCAGAAACGGACGACGAGGAAGACUUCCCAAUCCCACAGGCGAACCAGCCAAUAAUGAUGGCAGCACAUGCUCUACAUAUGGAAGCUAAGCAGUGGUCUAGUAAGGAUAAUGAGAUUAUUGCAGCUGCCAAACGCAUGGCAUUGCUGAUGGCCAAACUGAGUCAGCUGGUCAGCCCAGAAGUAUUCGGAGGGGAGGGAGGAACAAAGAAGGACUUGAUUGCAACAGCCAAGGCCAUCGCAGAGGCUUCUGAAGAUGUGACACGUCUCGCUAAGAAACUGGCUGCUGAGUGCACUGACAAGAAAAUGAGGACGAAUCUGCUUAACGUCUGUGAGCGCAUACCAACAAUUGGCACUCAGCUGAAGAUUCUUUCUACCGUCAAGGCCACCAUGCUUGGAGCCCAAGAACCUAUUCCUGCUCCAGAUGGCAGUGAGAUUGCCGUUGGUUCAGAGGAGGACCAGGAAGCCACUGAGAUGCUGGUGGGCAAUGCGCAGAACCUCAUGCAAGCUGUGAAAGAGACAGUGCGCAGUGCCGAGGCCGCCUCCAUCAAGAUAAGAGUUGAUUCCGGCUACACCAUUCGCUGGCAGCGCAAGCGUCCCUGGUACACAUAAAUGUCACGCUGCAAGACAACAGGUGUUGAUCCGUCACACCUGAUUACCAUGCAUGGUGCUAUUUGAGGCUCAGGAUAGACAGUGACAAGGGCAGAAUGAGUUAGUUAUUACAGGUUUCAAAAAAUGGGAAAAGUUAUAUUCAUAAACAGUUGUCAGAUGUUUUCUGCAGGCCAACUUCCAAAUUGAGAUAGUCAUGUGAGAGAGAUGCAUUCAAGUUCUUUAGGUGAAAAAAUAACUGGGUCAUAGUAACAGUCUGACCAUGCAGUGACUUCAGUCUGACCAUUAUAAUGGAUUCAGUAUUGACAUCUCCAGCUCAGCAACAGUAAAUGUCAUUCAGCUGGAGCGAAUGUGCCAGUGACAUCACAGCAGUUGCAUGAUCUCUGGCCAUCUUAGGCACAUGUGUGACAUGGCAGUUGUCAAACAUGUUACGUGUCAUAUCUGACACACUCAUAUUCUCUGAGAGAAUUUGCUGUACUGGCAUGGUCAGGGUAGCUCCUGCACAGCAGCCACUGUCAGAAUUCUAGCAGACACUUUCACGAUAGUGCACACGCUUCUGUUAUGUCAUGUCCAUGUAGAUCUAAGAGGGUGAGUAGGAAAUAAAUGCCUGACAUUUCAGGACAACAAGAGACUUUACUGACUAGUGCCAAAACCUGACACAUUGUGACGUCACUGUACUGAAGAGUAUUUUAGUCUUGUUGAUAUUGGUCAUGUUCUUCUUGUAGAUUUACUUCAAAUAUUACUCUACCUGAGACCCCAACAGCAGGUUUUACUUGGGAUCUGAACAAAGAUUUCAGCUUUGUGCAAUGUUUUUUUAUGCUUCACUAAACAGAAUGUUCUAGCUACUAAGUAUUUCAUUUGACUGCCAUCUUCUGGCCUCUGCCUUAUCCCAGCUACAGGAAAGCCUAACCUACAACAAUUAGAUGUUGUGGCUUAUUCCAGCUAUAGGUCAUCUCUUGGCAUGUAAUGGCUUACCUAGACUAUCUUUACUUUUUUCUUUGGUUUUCCCCACCUUUUAAUGACGCUUGACAUGAAUUGAAUGCUCUCUUGUACAGUCUUCACUGCCCCAUACAGUUUGCACUGAUGGCAAACUGGUCUUGGCCAUAUCUCGUGAAAGAUUGGAGACUUUGCAGGAUGUAUUCUGCAAUCUAUUUCUCCACAGAUGGGCAGCUGGGGGCUUGUGGUAGGCAGCACAUGACAGUUUUUUGUUCAGUUGGGGAUUAGCCUGUACCUGAAAGCAACAAAAUUUCCCUUUUGAAAUAUCCUUUGCUUUGAAAGAAUGCUCAAAGGGGAAGGGAAUCCUAUGUCUGCUUUACAAAAAUGUUUGCCUUACCUCUGUUUAAUCUCUCAAUUGUAGAUCUUCAGUGCAAUAGUUUGUUUUUAUUGUGUAGUUAACAGUGUCUCAGUUUGUUGAGAAACUUUGUUGAGAAACUUUUGAUGUUAUAAAUUGAACUUGUCAGUGCUGUCAAAGAUUGGGGUGGUUUUUCUUUAUUUAAGGGUCACACUGUUCUGUGACUUCGUAAACAGUCAUUGAUGUGCUUUUGUUUACGGAGGUUGCUAGACAUGAAAUUGUGUUCAUCUUUGCAUCUGUCUGGACAAUUCUUGAGUGGUCUGUCUGGUCCUGCCUCAUCCUGAUUUGUGAUAUAGAUAUUUAAAUGAUCUUCCCAUCUCUUUAGCUUACUUACCAAUGGGCAUUUAUUCGUUCUUAUAUUUAUGUGGCCUUAUGUUAGCAUUAUCUUCUGAAUGUUUGUGUGAGUAACUCUGCACCUCUGCAUUAUCUUGAUUGCUAAAUAACUGCUGUCACUAAAUGGCAGUGUGCAGCAGGUAGCCAGCCCAGAGACUGCAAGGUUGUCAAUUGAUCUACCACACAGCGUAAGGUUAUUAAGGUUUUAUCAUGGCUGUCGAGUAUGAUCUACCUAGGAGCUUUUUGAAGAAAUUUGAGCACUUCCAAUAGAUGAGGUCUUACACUGGACUGCAGUGAGACUGACACAUGAGAAACAAAGCAGUUACAGCCAGUAGAUAGUGCCCACAUUUGGCUGUUAUAGCCAGAAGAUAGUGCCUGCAUUUGGCUAGUAGGUGCCACAUCUUACUGUUACAGCCAAGAUAUGUUUCUAUGUCUUAGCCAGAUCUUCAGAAAAUAUAACAGCAAGUCAAGAUAACUUGCAAAGCCAGCUACAGAUGACUAGUUUUGACAAGUUAUUUGUUCACACCUUGUUUGAUUGAUCUAGGUUUUUGAGUGGGUUUUUUUUUCAUCAAAAAAUAUAUAAGUUGAUGAAAAGAGGAGGAAACAUGGGUUGCUACUAGCAGAAUAGAAAGAGGGCAUAGUGCGCUCUAAAGUGGAGCAAGUGUUGCUGCUAGCAACGAAACAAGAGGGACUGGUCUUGUAGAAAGUGGAUGCAAGUAGAACAUACUUGUCAUGUUGGUGAGGUGUGACCUCACAAGCCAUUGAACACUGUAAUAAUAGUUUUUUGUUUUUUGGGUUUUUUUUUAACUUUUGGGAUGCAGGGACAAUUUAACCAUCAUGACUGAAGUGUUCGACAAACCACCCACCAUUGCAGCCUUUUAAUAUAUAUAUGGCAAAGAAGCUUUUAUAUAAUUAUGGUCUUGAGUAUUUAUAUCUUUAUUAAGAGCUGUAUGCAUAUCAUGAGUUUACCAUAGUUAACAGAACUUUGCAUUUAUCAAGUAAGAUAGAUUUAACAGUUGUGGGCAGGUUCUGUGGCAAAUGCUAUUGUAUGCAAUGGCAUGCCUGAGUUGCCAGAAGUGACCUGCAUCCUCCUGCAGUAUCUGCCGGCUGAAUAUGUCUAGAUGUCAGAGUUGUGUUUUUAAACCAGAAAUAUUGCAUUUGCUGUAGCAUAGAAUAGAUUAUACACCUCACUGAAUAAGUGGAUCUUUAUAUUAAUGCGGAUGUUCAUGACUGUGGAGGGAUGUUUUGUACCCACUGACUGACAGUCACAUCUUAGUGUAUUAUUAGACAUAGAGUAGAAUGCAUGUUAUCAAUAUUAUUUUUUCUAUAAUGUAUAUACAAAUGCAUACUCUCCAAUAAACUGUGAUGCUCUUGUGCAGCAAG